Molecule: messenger RNA, 1259 nt
Organism: Aspergillus novofumigatus IBT 16806
Lineage: Eukaryota; Fungi; Ascomycota; Eurotiomycetes; Eurotiales; Aspergillaceae
Product: oxygenase MpaB family protein
Exons: 1
Coding region: 257-1135 (292 amino acids)
Molecular function (GO): oxidoreductase activity
Source: RefSeq, a predicted model, not a curated record
UCGAGCACUAAAUGAUGGACGAGGUGAGCCGGAAUUUCUCCAGAUAUAAUUGGCAGACUCAAGGAUGGCAUACUUGGCCCUUUUGCGGUGCUGAUCGAAUCUGCUGUGUAUUAUCAAAUGCACUGUACCUCUCUAUACGUAUCCUGAUUUCCGUUCCUCGGUUCGGCCAAUCUCUUUCAUGCCCUAUAAAAUAUCACACAGCAACAUCGUGUCGUUGAGUCAUUACCAGGUCAGGCACAUUUCCUGAUACGAAGUCAUGGCUUUUGUCCAGGAGGGAACUGCUCAGCUCACAGAGGCGGCGAAGUCGUACGAAUCUGUACCCAUCUAUGACACCAUUGCGGACCCCACAAACCUCAGGACAUUCCUGACGGAAGAUAUCUAUCUCCUCGGAGGCCAGUUUGCUAUCCUUUGUCAGUUUGCCCAUCCUGCCCUGGCCAAGGGCAGCUACAACCACUCCAGCUUUGCCACUCGCAUUCCCAGCCGCCUCCAGAAUACCGCCCGUUUCAUCAAUGCGGCUGUCUUUGGCACUCAGCAGGACAAGGCAGCUGUCUUCUCCAUCAUCCACCGCUAUCAUGCCCGAGUCAAGGCAGAGGACUACGAUGCAAAUGACCCGGAGUUGCACAAAUGGACCGCCGCUACCCUGUUCGUCGCUAUUCUAGUCGUUCACGAAACCUUCUUCGGGGAGUUGCCCCGAGACGAGAUGGAAGCGCUUUACCGAGAAUCUGCGGUAUUUGGCACUUCCCUCCGGAUGCCUCCCGAGAUGUGGCCAGCCACUCUUGACGAGUUCUGGGAGUACUGGAACCACAACAUCGAGACCUUGGAGGUCACCGAUAUGGCACGGAAACUGAGUCGCGAUCUCCUCUAUCCGGUCCAUCUCCCGAUGUGGAUGAGAGUCAUGGCCCCGUUCUCGCGGCUUUUGACUAUCCAUUUCCUCCCAGCACGACUGGCCAAAGAGUACGAUCUGCAACCGACUGUCUUGAGUCGGAUCCAGUUUCAGGCCACUGUUCGUGUCAUGCGCAUUGCAUACCCUAGUAUACCGCAACACCUGCGACAGACACUACAUAGGCAAUACAUGGAAGAUCUCGGGAAGGCAGUGGACAGGAUCAAAGAGACUGGACACUGGGCGGGAGUAUAGCAAGUAUGGGAUUGGAGAAUUCAAGCAGUGUUGAAUGAUGCCUUUGCAGUUAUCGGAUAGGUCAUAGUAAGAGGGACACAAUUCCAUUAUUAUCUCGAUGAUAGACCUGUUCCUCUUUAUACAG